AUGAUGGAGGACGACGGAAAAUCUAGGAUUCGCACAAUAGCCUGGAACCCUACCGGUCAACUUAUUGCCACCGGCUCCGCAGACCGUACCCUUCGGAUCUGGAACCCUGAGCGUUCGCAAGUGAAAUACUCCACCGAACUGCGCGGCCAUACUGCUGGAAUUGAGAAAGUCGUGUUCAACCCCGUUCGAGACUCCGAACUGGCCAGCUGCUCUACGGAUGGAACCGUUCGCGUUUGGGAUGUCCGGUCAAAGACCUGCGUCAGUCGUCUAGACGUCGGAGGCGAGGCAUUCACCUUGUCCUGGUCUGCUGAUGGAAGGGUAAUGAUCGUUGGCAGGAAGAAGCCCACCUUCACACCAUCAACCUACACAGCCCUAGAACCACACCCUCAGCCCAUCCAAACAAACGCAACGACCUUCUCACAUCACAUGUCCACCCCUUCCUCCCCAGACCUCCACCUCUUCGCCACGACCGGCGAAGGCACCGUCAAAAUCAUCUCUUACCCGUCCUUUGCCAAUCUCCACACCCUUCACGCCCACACUUCUGCUUGCCUUUCCAUCUCCUUAGCACCUACAGGUCGCUACCUCGCCGUCGGGGGCAGCGACGCCCUCAUCUCCCUAUGGGAUACAACGGACUGGAUCUGCAAGCGUACUGUCUCGAGCAAUAACGGUGGAGCCGUGCGUGGCGUGAGCUGGAGCUUCGACGGUAGAUUCAUCUGCGGCGCUUGUGAUGAGGUAGGCUGUGGUGGUAAUGGGUUGGAGAUCUUCCAUGCGGAAACGGGUGAGAGUGUUCAUACCGUUCCUACGGGAGGAAAUGCCAAUUCGGGGAUUCCGGCUGUCGCGUGGCAUCCUUCGAGGUAUUGGCUUGCAUAUUCUACUACUGCGGAUGGAUCGGGCCCAGGCGGUUUGAGAAUUGUAGGGGCUGCGGGUGGAAGUUUGUAG
This is a messenger RNA of Aspergillus niger, 939 nucleotides long. RefSeq lists its product as uncharacterized. Gene Ontology annotation, biological process: mRNA export from nucleus. The transcript has 2 exons. Gene Ontology annotation, cellular component: THO complex part of transcription export complex. The record is from RefSeq and is a predicted model, not a curated record. Lineage: Eukaryota; Fungi; Ascomycota; Eurotiomycetes; Eurotiales; Aspergillaceae. Gene Ontology annotation, molecular function: protein binding. Bases 1 to 939 code for a protein of 312 amino acids.